This is a messenger RNA of Aspergillus melleus, 1353 nucleotides long. RefSeq lists its product as uncharacterized. Gene Ontology annotation, molecular function: transmembrane transporter activity. The transcript is spliced from 2 exons. The record is from RefSeq and is a predicted model, not a curated record. Gene Ontology annotation, biological process: transmembrane transport. Lineage: Eukaryota; Fungi; Ascomycota; Eurotiomycetes; Eurotiales; Aspergillaceae. The coding region runs from base 1 to 1353 and encodes 450 amino acids.
AUGACCGAAUCGCACUCUUCAGAACCAGAGGACAUCUCAGAUUCCCAGCAACAAACGCCCUCGCAGCCGGAAUUCCGUGAAGGAGGAUAUGGCUGGGUCUGCGUGGCCUGCACAUUUCUCAUCAAUGCGCAUACAUGGGGCAUUAACGCGGCCUACGGAGUCUUCCUCUCCUACUACCUCUCCACCGACAUAUUCCCGGGCACCUCAGCCCUCGAAUACGCCUUCGUCGGCGGCCUCAGCAUCUCCUGCGCAAUGUUCAUCGCCCCACUAGCCACGCUCCUCAGCCAACGCAUCUCGACACGCUUCGUGCUCAACCUCGGCGCAAUCCUUGAAGCCGUGUCCCUCAUCACGACCUCCUUCGUCAAGACAGACUGGCAGCUCUUCCUCUCGCAAGGCGCCUGCUUCGGCAUCGGCAUGGGCUUCUGCUUCUGCGGCUCCGUGGGCAUCGCGUCGUAUUGGUUUCGCAGGAAACGGAGCCUGGUGAACGGUAUCGCGUCUGCGGGGUCAGGUAUCGGGGGUCUUGUUUACUCGCUCGCGGUGGGGAAGAUGAUUCCCGAAAUGGGGUUCCCCUGGGCGAUGCGCGUGCUGGGCAUCUUGGCUUUUGCGGUGAACGUGGUGUGUGGGAACUUAAUGAGGAUCCCGGCCUCAUCUCGGACGUCUCCUACCACCACUGCCAUUCCCUCGGAGGAGAAGCAGAAGAAGAAGAAGAAGAAAGAGAAGAAAGCCAGAACCCUACCCCAUCUCCCACCCUUCCUCCUAAACCUCGACUACCACCUCCUCCUCGGCUGGGCAUUCCUCAGCGGCCUGGGCUACGUGACGCUCCUAUUCAGCAUGUCCGCGUACACCGUCGCCAUCGGACUCACGCAAUCCCAAGGCAGUAUAGCCAGCGCACUGCUCAGUCUCGGACAAGCAUUGGGUCGACCAGCCGUAGGACUCGUCAGCGACAAGGCCGGGAGAAUGCGCACGGCGUUCGGGGCGGCGCUGUUCUCGGGGAUCCUGCCGCUGGUGGUCUGGAUCUUCGCGGACGGGGUCGGAGUCACGUAUUUUUUUGCGAUCGCGGUGGGGUUGUUCGCGGGGACGUUUCUGGCCGCUGCGGCGCCGUUGGUGGCGGAGGUGGUGGGUAUGCAGAGUCUAGGAUCAGCGCUGGGGGUGUUUUGGUUCGUGUUGGGCCCGCCGACGGCUGUGGCGGAGGCCAUUGCGGUGCAGUUGCGGGAUGAGGAUGGUCGGUCGAAGCCGUAUCUGCGAGUGCAGCUGUUUGUGGGCUGUAUGUAUCUGGGGUCGGCGGGUUGUUUGGCGUGGUUAGGGCUGAGGAUGCAGAAGAAGCAGGCAGCUACGGAGAAGUCGAAUGUAUAG